CAUCGCGCGACUCCUCGCGUGGGAACACAACACAGCAGCAGCAGCGAGCAGCCGGUUAGCUAACCGGGAGUUUCUGAUCAGUGUUUCUUCCUCCUCCGUCAGCCAUGAGUGAAAGCGACGAUGACGACGUCCCGACGCUGUCCGCUCACACUCUGGCCGCCCUGCAGGAGUUUUACAACGAGACCAGCAACACCACACCAUCAGACCAGUUCACUGUGGGAGCAGUGGACGAGGACUGGCGGAUGAGUCAGUUCUGGUACACCGACGAGACGGCGGCUCAGUUAGCUGAGGAGGUCAUUCGUGAAGCUGGAGAAGGAGGCAGGAUAGCGUGUGUGUCGGCGCCCAGCGUGUACCAGAAGCUGAAGCAGGGAGUGGUGUCCGGCUCGGAUCGGGUGUCUGCCGUCGUGUUGGAGUACGACCGCCGCUUCGCCACCUAUGGCGAGGACUUCAUCUUCUAUGACUACAACGAGCCGCUGUCUCUCCCGGCCAACGUGGCGCCUCAGAGCUUCGACAUCGUCCUCGCCGACCCGCCGUACCUGUCCGAGGAGUGUCUGAGCAAAGUGGCCAAAACCGUCAAGUUCCUGAGCAAAGGCAAAGUGCUGCUGUGCACAGGAGCCAUCAUGAGGAAUUUCGCCAAAGACCUCCUGGAUGUAACUAUGUGCAGCUUCCUGCCAAAACAUAAGAAAAACUUGUCCAACGAGUUCCGCUGUUUUGUCAACUAUCCGUCACGUCUGCAGUGCUGAAACUCUCAAAUGACUCUUUGACUGUUCAGAGCAGAAAUAACCUAACUGGGGGAGCGCAUUCAAGACAUUUCCAUCGCAGUGCUUUUAGAACUGUGGUUCUAAACUGUUGGUUAACAGUCUAAAGUGAAUUUGGGCUUGUAAAAAAGAGUCUCAUGACUCAGAGAUGGCUUGCUGAUAGUUUUCUGGGAAAACAGUUUUUUUUCAAUCAGGGGAAAAUUUAUUUAUCGACCUAACUUGAGUUAGUAGUUUCAGUCAUUAAUCAGGCAGAAAAUUCUAGAUAUAUAGCGAUUCAGGUUUUGAUUUUGCAACUUUUCUAUUUUGUGUGUUUAUACAUCAAUUUAUUUGGGUGUCUGACUGUUGAACAGCGGGAGGCCCUGUUUCAAAUUAGACAUAUAUUAAUUGUUUUAAAUCAGUCAAUUAAAGGGGAAUACUGAGA
This is a messenger RNA of Plectropomus leopardus (leopard coralgrouper), 1179 nucleotides long. RefSeq names its product EEF1A lysine methyltransferase 1 (gene eef1akmt1). The record is from RefSeq and is a predicted model, not a curated record. Gene Ontology annotation, molecular function: protein-lysine N-methyltransferase activity; nucleic acid binding. Gene Ontology annotation, biological process: methylation. NCBI's taxonomy places the organism in Eukaryota, Metazoa, Chordata, Actinopteri, Perciformes, Serranidae.